AUGACCAUAGAGCCUGGUCAGCCAGGAGCGUUCACAGUGAGUGACAUCAGAGCUGACAGUGUGACUCUGUCCUGGGAGCCCCCUGCUGGUGAAGUGCAGAACUACUCAGUGACCUGUUCCAGUGGAGAAGAUGUCGUACAAGAAUUCCAAACUGAGGAAACCAGAGUGACCAUCAGAUACCUGAGGCCUGGACAGCAGUACCUGUUCUCUGUGUGUGCACAGCUCCAGAGGCUCCAGAGUGAGGCUGCAGAGACCUCCACUCACACAAAAACAUAUGUGGAGUCUGUUCUUGAGGAUUUGGAUCUAGAAAUCUAUUACAACAAGAAGCUUUGUCUAAAUAAGGUUCUGCAAAUUGAUGAGAAGACGAUGACUGAAAACAAUGUGAUGUCAAACAAAGACGUUCAGGAACUGUCACUCAAAAUGUCCAUGUGUCAGUUUGCUGUUCCUCUGCUGCUUCCAAACUGUGACACAAACCAGUGCACACUGAUGCUGUGGGCUCUGAGAGACAUUGUCAAAAAGUACAGACCUAAAUCUCUCUCUGAAUCCAAGGGCUUCAAAGAAGAACGUGUCGUAAACUCUGAAAUCCCAAUGAUCUCGUUCAUGAGACUUGGUGAAUGUUCUUUGUCCAAGUCUGAGAUUCUAAACAAACUCCUGAGCAACUCCCAGCAAUACCACGACACCUUUGUGCACCACAACAUGCAGUGUGGCGACAACCCGAGAAUAAUCUCUAAUGGACUCGCGGAACUUACUUGGGAAAUGGGUCAACUCUACGAGGCUUCAUUGUCUCUUCCAGAAGAAGACCGUUCACGUCAACAGCUGCAGCACCUUCCCAAACUGUGUGCACAGCUUCUGAUUGAGGGUUUUCCUCUGGAGCUGGUGGAUGGAGAUGCCUCCAACAUCCCUCUCAGAUGGGUGAGUGAUGUUCUGACCCAGCUCCAUGAACUGGUGUCUCCUAACAACAAGAUUCUGGUGAUCACAGUCCUCGGAGUCCAGAGCACAGGGAAGUCCACUCUCCUCAACACCAUGUUUGGAGUGAAGUUUGCAGUGAGCAGUGGCCGAUGCACGAGAGGCGCCUUUAUGUUACUCAUCAGAGUCAGUGAAGAUAUGAAAGCUUCUCUCAACUGUGACUUCUUAGUGAUCAUCGACACCGAGGGCCUCAAGUCUCCAGAACUCGCUCAACUGGACGAUAGUCACGAGCACGACAACGAGUUAGCAACCCUUGUGGUUGGAUUGAGUGACAUCACCAUCAUCAAUAUUGCUAUGGAGAAUUCUACAGACAUGAAAGACAUCCUGCAGAUAGUUGUGCACGCUUUCCUCCGAAUGAAAGAAGUGGGUAAAAAACCCAGAUGUCAGUUUGUUCACCAGAAUGUUUCAGAUGUUUCAGCUCAUGACAAGAACCUCAGAGACAGAAAACUGCUCUUGCAGCAGUUAAAUGAGAUGACUCAAGCUGCAGCUAAGAUGGAGAGAAAAGAAGAGAAUAAGAGCUUCACUGAUGUCAUGGACUAUGACCCCGACACUGGAAACUGGUCCUGGGUGAAAUUCUCCUCCUUCUCUGGGGCCUGGGAGAAGCUCUUCUCCUCCUCCGGGGCCUGGGAGAAACUCUCCUCCUCUUCCGGAGGUGUGAGUUGA
Messenger RNA from Knipowitschia caucasica, 1629 nucleotides. NCBI's taxonomy places the organism in Eukaryota, Metazoa, Chordata, Actinopteri, Gobiiformes, Gobiidae. The record is from the annotation of a GenBank genome assembly.